This is a messenger RNA of Prunus persica (peach), 1567 nucleotides long. Its product is annotated as putative pectinesterase 63. The coding region runs from base 440 to 1567 and encodes 375 amino acids. Gene Ontology annotation, biological process: cell wall modification. Gene Ontology annotation, molecular function: pectinesterase activity. The record is from RefSeq and is a predicted model, not a curated record. The transcript is spliced from 4 exons. Lineage: Eukaryota; Viridiplantae; Streptophyta; Magnoliopsida; Rosales; Rosaceae.
GCAAAACAAAAUUCAAAACCCAGAACCAAAAUUAGUCCUUUAUAUUAUGUGACUUAUCUAAUUUUUCCUAAGGUAUAUAUGAACUUAGCCUUUUAAUUGUAUUUAUAAAAUAAAAAAUAAAAUAAAAAUAGUCUUCACUAUAACAUAUAGAAAAAAAAAAAAGUUAAAUUAUAUGCUUUAUUUUACCACGAUGUAGGAAAAACAUCUAACCGUCUAGCUCAUAAGCACCAAAACAAACAUACAUGCACGUUUUGGUAAUUUUGUGCUUUAAUUUAUUUCCCAUUUGGAUUGGGGUUGUUUUUCCUUUUGUUAACUAGAUUUCCUUAUGCUUCCUCGUUGCAUUAGGAUUUCCAGUUCCUAGAACCAAUAUAUAUACUAGGCCUAGCCUAAUUAGAAUUGUGUAUCAUUGAAACUCGAGGCAGCUUAUCGCAAUAACAAGAUGGCUGGAAGAACGACAUGCAUGGUCAUGCCUGCAGCUGGGUUUGUAAUUAUAACAAUUCUCCUCGCUGCUAGUACCACCGCCGCCGACGAUUCGACACCGAUACCUUCUGAUGGUUCCCAAGUGGGCAGUUGGUUCGAUAACAACGUCAAGCCUUUAGCAGAACGCAAGGGCGCGCUUGACGCCGCCCUUGUGACGGCUGAGGAUGGUCCAAAACUUAUCAAGGUCAUGAAAGAUGGAAGUGGAAACUUCAAAACCCUCACGGACGCCAUUAAUAGCAUCCCUGAGAGGAACACCAAGCGUGUGGUUGUGUACAUCGGAGGUGGAGUGUACAACGAGAAAAUCAAUAUCCCACAAAAUAAACCAUUUGUGACGUUGUAUGGAUCGCCAAAAAAUAUGCCAACUUUGAUGUUUGAUGGUACGGCUGAGAAGUAUGGGACUGUCUACAGUGGUACAUUGAUUGUGGAAUCUGACUAUUUUAGGGCUGCUAACAUUAUUGUUACGAAUUCGGCGCCAGAGCCGGAUGGGAUAAGGUCUGGUGCGCAGGCUGUUGCAUUGCAGAUCUCCGGGGACAAGGCAGCCUUCUACAAUUGCAAGUUUAUUGGAUUUCAGGACACUCUUUAUGAUUACAAGGGCUUGCAUUUCUUCAAGGAUUGUUACAUUGAAGGCACGGUAGAUUUCAUCUUCGGAAAAGGAAAAUCUCUCUACUUGAACACUGAGAUACAUGUCCUAGAGCGGAAUAUUACGGUGAUAACGGCACAACAAAGGGAUGCUUUGGAGGAUAAUGGAUUUUCAUUUGUGCAUUGCAAAAUAACUGGCACUACAUAUGUGAGGAGUACAUACUUGGGCAGGGCUUGGGGGAGCAGCCCCACUGUGGUGUUUGCCUACACCGACAUGGCCAACGUCGUUCAUCCUGAACGAUGGAAUGACUUUGGCCACCCCGAACGUUCCAACAAUAUGUUCUAUGGAGAGUUUCAGAAUUCGGGUCCAGGGUCAAACAUAAGCGGGCAAGCACGCUACACUAAAAAGCUAAGCGAUGUAGAAGCCAAAUCCUUCCUCAGCCUUGGCUAUAUUCAGGGUUCCAAAUGGCUUCUUCCUCAUCUAAAUACAAGAUCCAGACAUAUAUAG